UCAUGGUCUGGUCUGGAAACGUUGGCGCUAAGCACAUGCUUCUGGAAGACACCAAGAUUACGACCUCUGUCUGCAUUGGCGAUCUCCAAGGUCACUCGGUGCUCGUUAUCUACUUGGCCAACACCCGAAGGAUUUACUGGACCGCUCUGGCCGACAAUUGCGCCGCCCUCCAGAGUCGAUGGUGAAGCUGGGCUGUACCCAAGCACUUGCCUUCGCCUAUUCAUCUUCCAUCGUCUCCUCAAACACGCCAUCAAUGACGCGAACAUCACUACAGCAAAGACACUCAUCACUGUCGCCACGAUGUAUGUGCCCAAGGAUGUCACAGGAGAAGAAGACGCCAUACAAGACUGUAUCUCUGUCGAGCUAGAGUAA
Molecule: messenger RNA, 372 nt
Organism: Alternaria burnsii
Lineage: Eukaryota; Fungi; Ascomycota; Dothideomycetes; Pleosporales; Pleosporaceae
Exons: 2
Source: RefSeq, a predicted model, not a curated record